Molecule: messenger RNA, 1563 nt
Organism: Alternaria burnsii
Lineage: Eukaryota; Fungi; Ascomycota; Dothideomycetes; Pleosporales; Pleosporaceae
Product: mfs general substrate transporter
Exons: 4
Coding region: 1-1563 (520 amino acids)
Biological process (GO): transmembrane transport
Cellular component (GO): membrane
Molecular function (GO): transmembrane transporter activity
Source: RefSeq, a predicted model, not a curated record
AUGGCCAGCACGCAGCCCAACGACGAGACUGCUGGCGUCGCCAAUAGGACUGGCGAGUUCGAUACCAACGUUAUCGCACCCGCUGAAGCUCCAAAGAGGUCGCCAUGGAAGGCGUGGAUGUACCUCUGGGAAUGGUAUCCUAAGCACUAUCCCGAGGAGGAGAGGAAGCUACUCAGAAAGAUGGAUGCUUGUCUUCUGACAUUCUGUUCGUUCAUGUUCUUCCUCAAGUGGCUCGACUCCUCCAACAUCAAGAACGCCUACGUAUCAGGCAUGAAAGAAGAACUCAGCCUCUACGGAAACGAGUACUCGCUUUUCGAUACUUUCUAUAAUGUCGGAUAUCUCGUCUUCCAAGUUCCGUCCCUACUAUUGCUAUCCCGACCGAAGAUUGCCAAGUACUAUCUGCCGACCAUGGAAGUGCUGUGGUCAAUCGUCACCUUCUGCCAAAGUCAGAUGCGCAGCCGAAACGACAUCUACGGUACCCGGUUCUUGCUUGGUCUGCUCGAGACGCCAGUGGCAUCUGGCACGACUUAUGUGCUUGGCUCUUGGUACAGGCCCGAAGAGGUGUUCAAACGGACAGGAGUCUGGUAUGUGUCUAACAACAUCGCUGUAAUGUUUGGUGGCUACCUACAAGCUGCGGCGUACAAAAAUCUCAACGGCGUUGGUGGCAUGUCAGGCUGGCGUUGGCUGUUCAUAAUCGAUGGGGUAAUUUCUCUACCCAUCGCCCUUGCAGGCUACCUCAUCUUCCCCGGUCUACCAAGUAGCGCAAAACCAUGGUGGCUCACACCCAAAGAGCAUGCACUGGCUCGAUCGCGCAUGGCCAAUGCCGGUGUUGCGCCUAGCAAAGAGCUUAGUUGGACCGUCGCAAAGCGCACAUUCAUGCGAUGGGAGUUUUACAUGGGUGUACUAUGCUAUACAUUCUUCCUUUCGUCUUCCUACCCUCAUGGUCAAAUGGCUAUCUGGCUUAAAGAUCUUGCUGCCAAGUACCCAGGUGCAUACACCGUCCCACAAAUCAACACGAUCCCCACUGGCGCCCAGGGCGUUUCCGUCUUCGCCGCGCUUCUCGCAACAUCCCUCUGCAUGGUCUACCCGCUUUGGUCCAUCUUUUCUAUCGUCCAAACCAUCUACAUCGUCGCCAACAUUUCCCUCCUAAUCUGGAACAUACCCAAAGGCUACCAUUUUGCCUGCUACUACCUACUCGGUGUCUCCGCCGCCGUCACGCCCAUUCUUAUGCCGUUCAUCAACAUGGCGCUGCGCGAUGACGCUGAGGCGCGUGCUGUCACUGUCGGUGCUAUGUUGACAGCUGGCUGGGCUGUCUUCUCUUUCUACCCUAUCACAGUAUUUCCCAUUGUCGAGGGUCCAAAGUGGACCAAAGGUUACGCGGUAAAUAUUUGCUUCAUCGUUGGAUGUUGGGCUACUUUCUUGAUCAUGCAAUAUCUGUAUAAGAAGAGCGAGAACAAGAAGCAAAGUAUGAUGGUUCGGGAAGUAGCGAAAGAUCAGGAAGACUUGGCGGGUCUGGAUAUCAAGGAGGCAUCGGAAGUCGAGCAUGCAGAGGUCAGGAAGUGA